AUGGCGAAGCCAAACCGCAAACGUCGUGCCGCUUCGUCGUCGUCGUUACACCUUGACAGCAGUAAGAAGCCCGACGCCCAGAAAAGGCUCCAGCACCUGCAACAAAGUGUUCUGCUGCCUCCUGAACCGGUGCCAGCAGGGCAUGAGGAGGGCAGUGCAGCACCCGAAGAGGCCGAGGAGCCACUUCAUGAUGCUGAAGUGCCGGCUGCAGAGGCCGAGGAGGCCGACACGCCGGAGCCGCCGUCCUCAGGGGGAAAGAGGGCGAAGAGAAAACUUCGCAGGAAGAAGACCCGCAGGCUUGUGCUAAGGGGUGAUGAUGAGGCCGACCAGGGGUAUGGAGUCGGACACGUAGAUGAUGGGGUUGGGUCGGGGCAUGAAAAGCCAAGCCAUGGUGGUGAGGAGUUGGGAGUGGAGCUUGGAAAGCCGAGCCAUGAUGGUGAGGAGUUGGGGGUGGAGCUUGAAAAGCCGAGCCAUGAUGGUGAGGAGUUGGGGGUGGAGCUUGAAAAGCCGAUGGGUCGUGUGGACUCCCCCAGCCGCUUGCAUGGCAGCCAGGAAGAGGCUCCUGGGCACCUGGAUGCAGGCUAUCACUCUCUCCUGGAGGCCACCGUGAGGGAGUUCGAUGAGGAGGACGAGGACUGCUACAUGGUGGGAGCCGAUGGUUACGAUGGCUCGCCAUUGAAGAAUUUCAAGGUCUUGAAGCCGAUCAAGACAGAGGAACCCGGGCACGACGAUGAUGAAAUCACGCCUACAGAGGACAAAAAUUCCAAGCUGGACCUCGACAACCUGAGCAAGACCGACCUGUCCCGACUGGAAGUUCUCAUUGAAUGUGGGGAGGACAAGGAGCUCUUCAAGCAGCAGGUCGUGCACACGUUCCAACAGGAACGGUCGAACGAGUUCAAAGUGAAAAGUGGGUUCUACACCGACGAGAUGAUGGAGAAAAUCCUGAACUUUUCGGACAAAUACGAGAAGAAGCUCAAAUGGUUCUGGGCCGAUGUAGGAUAUGAAGGAACACUGACUGAGACCGACAGAGAGAAGUUGACAAGAGAGACGGAGAUCGCCUCCGGUUCCAAGGUUGCCAAGGUACCCUUGGGCUUGAGUAGAUCCCAGCCGCUUCGCCCGGACGCCGCAGCAAGCUCAGAGUCGGAGGAUGAUGGCAAUGAGGAUGACAGCGAAGAUGAAAGCAGCGAAGAGGAAUCAGACUCGGAUGGAGCAGGAGCUAAGUCUGCUAAGCCGACCAAAGGAAAGGAGAAGAAAAAACGCAAGAAGGAGGAAGAGAAAGACGAUGAUGACGAUGAGGUCUUGUCGCAAGCCUCGAAGUUGAAGCAGCACAAUGCCGAUUUGUCCAAGCAGCACGACGAGCUGGCCGACUUCAAAGCAGCCCACGAUUCGGAUGAGAAGGUGUCGGAGUUGAUUAACAGCAUCAACAAGACGAGCCGUAUGACAAUGGAGGAGAACAAGAUCAAGAAGUACUGUACUCUAUCCCAGCGAUCCAUCGAAAGCCUUGGAUCCAAGUCUUCUGCCUCGGUGUCCCAUGAGUUGGCUACAGAGCUGGCACAAGCCGUUGUAUCGGAGGUUGAAGGGGCAUUUGGUGACGAGGCUGCUGGUAUGUUGCAAUCUUCAAAACUUCUACUGGAGAUGAGUCGAGGGUACUCUACCGGCCACGCAGCGAGUGUUACCAGAAAAGCUUUGGACUCCAUGCCAGAAGUUCAAGUCCCUCUGCCAGUUACUUUGGUAGAUGUCGGUCUGCCAGAAUGUCACCCUUGCAUCCUAUUUUCCGACUACUUUCGUCUGCUGGCUGAAAGGGGCAGCUUGGAAACCUUGACUACAGGUGCAGACCUUCAAUCUUUCUGGGACAAGAUGCAGCCACUGAAACCCAAUCAUCCAGUAUACAAGCUGCCUGCCGCAGACAGGGCUUUUACAGUCCCAAUAUACUUGAUCGGCGAUGAGGGUCGGGGUUUCAAGAAGUCAGCCGUAAUGGUGCUCGGCUCAGAAUCGGUGCUUGGCCAAGGCUGUGAAGCAGAAGAUGAACAGACUGCACAAGACGAGCUACGAAUGAAUUUCCGAGGGAACACCAUGCUUACAAGGCAGCUCUUUGCCGUCAUGCCGAAAAAAAAGUAUCAGAAGGAUUCCACUCCACUUCGCAGGCUGGUGGAUGCUUGGGCCGAGGAUUUGGGCAAAUGCUUCACCACUGGCCUGGAGAUUCGCUCUGGCGGGUCAGUCCAGACAUGGCGGAUCGCGACACUUGGUUUGAAAGCCGAUUGGUCGGCCCUAAGCAAGCUUGGACUCACACGAAUGAUUCCGAUGGAGAUGGACAAGAAGCCCUUGUUCUACAUGAUAGAUCUGUUUCAUACCUUCCACAAGGGGAUUACCCUGUGGGACUUGAAAAUCACUGGUUGUACAGCUACUGGCCUCGACAAGAACCUUAGCUACCUCUUCGAUGACAUGAAAGCUUUCUCGCAGGCUAACAACCUGUACUUGCACAUGUGCAAUUUGACAAAAAGCCUUUUGGGCAUUUCGAGUGCAGCAGACUUUCCGUAUGGGGCUUGGUUCAAAGGUGCUGAUACCACUUUUGUGAUCAAAUAUCUGCUGUGGAAGUUUCAAGAUGUGCUGGAGAAACACGAACUACAGGAUUCGGAUUCGCGAUACUUGAGCGAUAUUCUUUCUUGCCUCAGAUCCGCUGACGGCUUCAUGAGUUCGCUCUACAGGGGGAGCCUUUUUCUCGGCCCCCGUUCUCUGCCCAAGGUCGUCCGGCUUGGUAGAUCCAUGGUACACAUGUAUGCCAAAAUUGCAAGUUUGGCAUAUGAACGAGGCUUAGCACGAUACAAGCUCAAUCCCAAGUUCCACAUGCUGCUCCACAUUAUUCUCCAGCUUCGGCUGGACCUGCACGCCAACCGUGAAGCAUUGAGCCCGAUUUCACAUUCUUGUCAGAUGGCGGAGGAUUUCAUAAAUCGGACGUGGGAAAACUGCUUGUAUGACCUGGAGAUGGACCUGAAGGGCCUCUCGGCCGUGUCCUCGAGCUCAAACCGAGAUCUGCUGAGCCUCGAGCCUGCUGCUCAGCUCCUGAACUUCCGGGAUGCGAUCAUCGCGCUCAUGCUGCAAAGCCUGCUGUUCAAGAAGGCAGUGCUCGAUUGGGAUCUCAAGGCAGAGCGGGCCUACGCGGAUGGGCCUACGGUUGCCAUGGCGGAGCUGGCGGUGAACAUCUUCUCGAAGACCGAGAGUUUGCCAUACAAGUUGCGGCCAACGGCACUUCCAAAGCUUAGUGGGCAUGGACCUUUCACCUUCCUCAAGAUCAAGGAGGAGAAAGGUCGCCAGCCUGCGAACACGACACCAGGUCUCACGGCCUUGCAGGGACAUCUCCUGGCCGUUCUUCGGGAGAUGCAGCGAAUGGGCAAGGGCCUGAGAAACAUGGACUUUGCCGAGAAGGUGCACAUUUCCACCAACGAGACAGGGGAAAAUCCGGCGGCGGAGGAGCUGGCUCAGGAGAUGGUCAAAUGGUUCGAGAGGUGUGCGCAGCUCGAAAAGGAGCUGACCACAAACAAGGGCGAAGUAGAGAAUCUGAUGGAGCGACAGGUGGAGGAGUUGGAGAAAACCCUGGCAAACAAGGAGACAGCGAACAAGAAGCUCGUGACAGGCAUUCACAAGCUGGAGAACGAGAAGCAGAGCCUCAGGUACGAGCUCAUGACGCUGCAGCGUGAGAAGUCUGAGCUAACGGAGCAGAACAAUCGCAUCGCAAAGGAGAGCUUGCCGGUGAUCGAGAAGAUGCGUGCGCUUGUGGAUCGAUCAAUGGAGGCCACGCAGCGGCUGACGAAGGAUUCGCUGCUCUUGUCCAGCGUGUUCCGAAAGCAGGUACAAGAGACCGAGCGGGUGCUGGAAGACAGGGACAAGAUCGGCAAGGACCUGGAGAAGGCGAAGAGGCAGCUUCAGGUAGAAAAGGAGAAGAACACUGUGAAGGAGGUGGAGCUGCAGAAGGUGGAGACGAUGUACUUGAGAACCAUGGCGGCGAGAAGGUCCAUCCAGGACAGCUUCAACGAGCAGCGGGAUCGUAUUGUGAAGGUGGAGGCAAGCAUGGCCCAGCGAGAGGUUCAAAGACAGGAGCUACUCCGUGUCAUCGAGGGAAAGGAUGGUCACAUCCGAGAACUUGAGGAGGAUCUUCGCCGCGCACGAAAGCGCAUCGAAGAGAUGGAGGUUCAGCGAGACAGAGCCCCAAACCCGAUACAGGAAGAUCCGAGCAAGCGGCUGAUGGCGCGCCUCAUUUCCCAGAGUGGUCGCAGGGAGCGAGGGAUUCAGUUCACCCUGGUGGCUGCAUUCCUUCAUCUUUCCUCCGUCGCUUUCGGCAUACAGAAACAGACACCACUGAGCGUAGUCAGAGAGAAUGCUGGGCUUGCAUUUCACACUCGUGCAUGGCAGCCUGGCAACUUCCUCAGCCGGGAAAGCCAAAUCCUCUUGUCUGACAUAUCGGAAGCCGGCAGCCGCGGCGAUUGGCUGAAGGUUCGGAAGCUUUUUGGUACCUACGGAGGAAGUGAGACUCAGAUAUUCAAUGCUGUCAUGCACAUUGCUGUCAACUGCAGCCAGUUUAAGCAAGGUGCUGCUGUGUACGCAAAGGCAUGCAACCUGAACAUAUCCAAGACGUCUCCCACCUUCUCGGCUGCAUUGAAAAUUCAUGCCAGGCUGAAUCGAGCAGAAGCCGUGAAGCAAAUCUGGACUGAGGCUCUGCACACCUGUCCUCUGGAUGAAGUCUUGGCGGGCGCACGUCUCGAUGCAGCUGCGAUCGAAGGAGAUGUGGAGACAGCGGCGGAAGUUCUGGAUCUGCUAAACCACACACCCGGUUCCAGAACCAACGUAGCACACGUUACAUCCGCUAUCCGUGCAUGCUGGGAAGCUGAAGGUCGAAGCCACAAUGCAGCAAAGUUCUUGUUUCAGCAUAUGUUGGACCUGGGCCUGCAGCCGAACAUUGCGGCCUCCACAUGCCUGAUUGGUGCCUAUGCUACUGCGCCCUUGCCGCAAGUACUCGCGGCAUAUGAUGAGCUGAAGUCUUCUGAUGUUUCCAUCGACUCCCCUUUCACCGAAGUGUACUUAGUGACCGUGCUCCAAAAACCCAAACUUGAAGACUGGCGUGGACAGAAGAUGAUCGAGAAGAUUCAGGCUCGCCCUCUUGAUCGGCUAGCAGCUGCCAGGGUGGCCUUUGAUGACUUCAAUACUGCGGGACUGAUCAAGGAUCACCGCCCUGUGCCAGUUUCAGCAUCAAGGGCCCCGCUGUCGAAAGUGCAGCGGGAACGCCAUGCUCUCUUCCGAGAUCCUCUUUCCAACCUCGCCCAACUGGUGCCACCAGAUCGGUACAUCUCCCAUGUCGCCGAUGCGCUGCCGGAUGGCACCAUCGCAGUUGCCACCAACCAGGCGGUGACACUGGUGACAGCGACCUCGCGACAGGUCACUGGCAUCGCUCCGCUGCGGGGUCGCGUCACAGGCGUAGCUGUCGCAGAAGGAAUCGUGGUGGCUUGCACAGCAGAACGCAUCGUCACGGCCCUGCAGCCCAAGUCCUUGCAAAGCCUUGGAUCUCACAGGGAGCAUCACGCAGAGCCUUCGGCCUUAGUUCUUCUCCGCGGGUUCGCUCUUUCUGGAGACAAGCGGGGGACCCUCUGCUUCUGGGCCUUACCGGGCUCCACGACCGGCGGGAAAGCGGUGGAAAGGAUCGCGCCUCAAAAGGAAUCCGUGCUUUGUCUUGCAGUGGCUCAGCCGGACGUCGUGGCCGUGGGCUACCACAGCGGUGCCGUGACCAUCAUCAACUCCGAGACCCGGCUCCCGCGAUUCAGCUUCCGGCUGCGCGCUGCCGUGCACUGCCUGACCUUCAUUCCGGGCUGCAGCGACCGCCUUGUCACAGCAUGCCAAGACCAGUCGGUACAGCUUUGGAGGCUGCCAGAAGCUGCCAGCGCUGAGGAGCCUUCUUGUGAAGCCCAGAUUGCCUCAGCAGAAGGAACCUUUCGCGAAGGCGACAGUCGUGCCUGGACCUGUGCUUGUGCACUGUCUGCUACUUGCAUCCUGUACAGCGGGGCACGAGGUGAGCUUUUUUGCUGGGAGGCUUCGCGGACGAAGCCAAGUCGAUCAGCGCCUAUCCACACGCGGCCCAUCUUUGGAAUGAGGGCCGUCGGGAGUGACCAUGUGCUUACUACUGGCAUGGAUCGCUUCAUCGUGCUCUGGAGCGUGUCUGCCAGCGGGACUGCUCCUCAGAUGAAGUGGCGCCUCUCAUGCCUGGGCGGGCACAUCACGGCAGCGAAGAGCGAUGCGAACUUGGCGAUGCUUGGCUGUGGCGACAACAGCCUCCGCGUCGUCGAUCUUAUGCAUCGCGAACACCGACAGCACUGCUGGGUGGUCUGGAGAGGACUCCGCAGUGCUGUCACGGCUCUGGCACCACACCGGGGCGCCUGGGGGUACGGGCUGCAGGAUGGCAGUUGGGGUGCCUUGACGGUGAAUGCUUCAGAUGGUCCUGGCAACGCCGAGCCUCUCAGCACGAGGAACCAUCCGGGACCGGUUGCCUUUGCAUGUUGGAUGCAGCUGGAGACGCAGGUGAAGGUCGACGACCACCAGGGAGCUGAUGCAGAGAAGGACAGCAAGGAGACCACGGAUGUCAAAGAUGCCAAAGAAGGCGGCAAGAAAGGCAAGGCAAAGAAGGCAUCCAUCCUCAGCCCAUCGAAGGACGACAAGAAGUCCCCGGCAGAAGAUCCUCGAUCUUUCCUGCAAGGCCUUGCCUUGGUCACUCUCAGCAGCGGCCACGGCAUCUUCGUCACGGCGGUCAGCAGCAACGUGUCCUCAGUAGUGCCGCUCCUCCCGGCGACUGGCGUCGCUGCCCGACCCUCUUUUGCUGCACACUGGCAUCUCGCGGAACGGCCGGGCAGAGGGGACGAGAUCCUCGUGGUGGCGUGCACUCACAAGGCUGGAGAAACCAGCGUCGAGACUACCAGCCUCCAACUCUUCCAAGUUCCCGAAGGAGGCUCUGGCCAACUCCAGUGUGUCGGUGCCUGUACUGCAGAUUCCUUGGAUGGUGGCGUUACUGCCAUGUCCAUCUGGUCUCUGCCCUCCACGGCUUCGGGGGAGUCGCGUGGGAGGCUUGCCUGUGGCACCGGCAAGGGUGGCCUUGCCGUCUUUGAGCUUGCCUGGCCUCUCGCAGCGUCCCUCGUCAAGGCUGCCAGCGGUGGCGACUCAGCCACUGCAGCGCCCCUGCUUCCAGAGGUCAGCACUCGACCACACACAAAGGCUGUUGUCGCUGUGGAAUGGAAGCAUUCUAUCGGCUCAGGCGGCGUCGGGUCCACGCUGAUGUCCGCCAGCCAGGAUGGUCUUCUGAAGGUUUGGCGCUACGAAGAGAAACCCGGCCAGCUCGUUGCGACGACUUCCACGGCAGGACCGCUUCGGCAGGCCGGCGCGAUUCUUGCAGCAUGCUGGGAUGUAAGCUCCGAGGCGCCUGCAUUGCUUGCAGGUGGCCGCGACCAGAUUGCCUUCCGCUGGGAUCUCGAGGCCACAAGCCAGGCUGAGCCAUUGCCGACUGUGCCAGUGCCAGAGCCUGUGCGGAAGGAGCCGGCUGCUACCAAGGCUUUGCCUUCUCAGCGCAGCGCUGCGGGUGGUGUCAAGACGAAGGGUGGCCCGACCGUGAGCAUGAUGAAGGACAAGACUUCGCUGCUCAAUCUCACCUCUGCGGCUCUCUACCAGCAGUCUUCCAAGGCACGUGCCAUUGACUUGGUGCUGUGCGCGACAGAAACACUGCCAGGAGCUGCGGACCUGGCAGCCCUUUGGCCGGGCGACGACUUCCCCGAGGCUGCAGGGGAUGCCAGCUCUCGCGCGCAGCCCAACUUGGCCAAGACGAUUUUCUGCAACAGGCAAGACCUGGCUGACGAGUGGCUCAUGUCCGAGGUGCGCAACAAGGCGGCGUCGCAGGAUCCCGUGACACUCCACCGCGCACAGCUGCUGAAACUCUGGGCGCCGGAGCUUUUCGAUGACGAGGUUCCUUCCCUGGAUGUGCCUGUGCCUGCUACCUGGCUCUGGGCGGCCCUUGCGCAAGACAAAGGCGGGUGCUCCAACUCUGCUGCCUUGGCAAAGAUCGUGGCCGCGGGUGCCUCGGCUGACAGCAUCCACCACAUAGCUGCCGCGGCGUUGGCACUGGGUCUGGCAGUGGAGGACCAUGGCGAUGGCGAUGAGAGCUGGUGCGCCACGCCUAUCGCAGCUGGGGCCAAGAUCUUCGAAGACGUGGACGACAGGUCUUGGUGGACGCGUGCUGCUUUUGCUGUGGCUGUUUGGGACAUCACUGGCCACAUUUACUGCGACAACUACUUUGAGUUCUACUUCAACGGGCAGCUGAUUGCGAAGGAUCCCUUGGACUUCACGCCUCACAAUGCCGUGAAGGUCAGCUUCCAAUACGACGAAACUGCGAACGUGUCGAAAACCUACGCGAUCCUCUGCCAAGACUACGCCAGCUCCAGUGGCUACGAGUACACACAGACAGAUCGCGCACAGCUUGGUGAUGGCGCUUUGCUCGCGGAGUUCUCCGAUGGUGUAAGGACCACCAGCGAUUGGAAAUCUUAUGUGGUCACGUUUGGACCGACCGAUGCAUCCAUCGCCAAUGGCUGCUCUUCGAGCAACCUUUCCCCAUGCCAAGUGCAGGACAACGGGUUGCCUGCCAACUGGUUUGCCAGCGACUUCGACGACUCCGCGUGGCCAUCGGCUACUGAAUACACGGCUUCGGAGGCUGGCUGGGGCCGCACACCGACGUACUCAAACGGGCAGUGUGGAACCAUCACGUCGCCACUGACGCGCGAAACAGCCAGCCCCAGCUCCGUUGUGACAACUGCCGAUGAGUGUUUGGACCCGAAGGCCGUGCUUUGUGGGGGGGAUUCGUCCUGUACGGGCUCAGAUGGCCGAUUCCUUUGGGGCUCCGAUCUGGAAAGAGACAACAAGAUGCUUUUCCGCUUCUCCGGGGAUGCCACGAUUGCAAUGAGUGCAGCUCUCUUUCCACACGCGGCGGUGGGAGUGUGGCUCUUUGUUCUGGGGCUUGUAGCCGGGUGA
Molecule: messenger RNA, 9048 nt
Organism: Symbiodinium sp. CCMP2592
Lineage: Eukaryota; Dinophyceae; Suessiales; Symbiodiniaceae
Source: the annotation of a GenBank genome assembly